This is a messenger RNA of Salmo salar (Atlantic salmon), 5399 nucleotides long. Its product is annotated as leucine-rich repeat-containing protein 4. The record is from RefSeq and is a predicted model, not a curated record. Gene Ontology annotation, molecular function: protein binding. Gene Ontology annotation, cellular component: glutamatergic synapse; plasma membrane; postsynaptic density membrane. Gene Ontology annotation, biological process: synaptic membrane adhesion; modulation of chemical synaptic transmission; postsynaptic density protein 95 clustering. Lineage: Eukaryota; Metazoa; Chordata; Actinopteri; Salmoniformes; Salmonidae.
GGUAGAAUGAGAGAGGGGGAGCGAGAGAGAGAGAAAGAGAGGGAGAGAGUGGAUUAGUUAAUGCACAAAAACACUGCAUCAAACCAAUGCACUGCUCCGAGCGGGAUGCGUCAGCAGUACAUUCACGUUCCCCACUCAAGGACAAAAGAGAAAGAGAGAGAGCAACAGAGUGAACAAGCGAAUGAAAGAGAGAGAGCAUGCAAGUGAGAGAGUGAGUAAACGAGAGAGAGAAGCAGCCUUGCACCACACUGGCGCCAGAAAAACGUGCCGGAAUAACCUGAGCAGCAGGAUUAACACCGGGGCUGCAGGGGUUAAAAUCAUGUUGCCGUGGGGACACGCUGCCGUUUUCUCCAGUUCACCUGGGCAGCGCUUUAUUCUCCCCUAAGCCAGGGAGCCAGAGAGAGAAACAAGAAAGAAAGCGAGAGACAGAGAAAGAGAGGACAGUGGAAGCUAACACGGUUGAGAGGCUUCGCGCUGGCACACACAAAGGACUGAGUGCUUUCAGCUUGGCCACUACCUCAGGACACUGCAGGGGCUGAGAAGAGCGAGAGAAAAGGAGAGAGACACAUCCCCGCUCAUCUGCUGCUACAGCGGAUCUGUUGUCCUCAUCCACGCUGCUGUAACAUUCACCCCUGUGCCCCGCUCAGCUCUCUCGCUUCACUCUCCUAUUCUGCCGCGCGGUGAAGAAAAAAAGGGGUUGAAAACAGGAGCGAAAAAGAGAUACGGAGGGAGAUAACGCUUUUUAGCCUCUUUUUGCUGUGCUGAUAUUGCUGCUGAAUCUACUCUACCCCCCCCUCGCUACCUCUCUCAACCCUGCUACAAACCCCCACCCACCCUCGGAAGAAAUUGACGGAUUAUUGGGAAGUGCGCGGGAGGCAGGCUGCAGCUGCUGUGUGUGUGUGUGUGUGUGUGUGUGUGUGUGUGAGCGCCGCUGCUGGCGAGCCGUGUUUGCGUGCUGCUGUGCUGGAGCGCAGAGCCAGUUAAGAGGAGAAAUAAGCUAAUGACCGCAGUGUGUCGUGUAGCCUUUUCAACCCUGCCGAGCGCUACAGAAAUCAAGUGGACACGACGCAACACACCGAGAGAGAGAGAGAGGGUGGACUGACUGACUGACCACCAAAAAAUAGAAAGAGCCAAGGAAAGGAAAGGGGGGGUCCUGUUUCCCCCCCUCACCUCACCUCAAACAAAAGGGGAAGAACAUUUGAAAGGACUGUGGAAUUUUUCUUCUUCCUCCUUAACCCCCCACUACCCUGAAACCCCCACCCCCCCACCCAUUUUUCUUCUCUGCCUUGGGUUUUCAGAGUGCGGAGUGUGUGUGUCGGUGAGCACGCGUUUGUGCUAUGGAGACUUGGAGAAGGCGUUCGGCGGAGGCAUCGAGCGGCGGAUUCCAAGGACAAGCGGGAGAAGAGCAGCUGAGGGGGAGCGAGUGUGUACUGCUUUAGGAGCCUGACUGGAUUCCUACCCAUCUAAAACACAAGCUCCGGAUGGGCCUUCACAUCUUUUCCUUCUUCGGAUGAUGUUCGCUUGUGUGGAAUUAUAAAAAGGGGCCAUUUUGGCAAAGAAUCUUCACUUCAUUUGCUUCUGACAGAGCAGAAAGAAGUGUCUUUAUUUUUCUGCUCCUUGGAUAUAUACCUGAUUUAAACACUCUGUUUGUGAUUGACAAAAAAAGAGAAAACAAUCUCGUAAGGACCUGUAAAUAAAAGCUUGAGGUAGGUGUCUAGCGUUUCCAACCCUAUUUCAAUCAUCUCCAUCUCCUAUUCUAUUAUUUUUCUCUUUCUCAAAAACAUUUAAGAGCAGUCGUCCUCCCCCCUCCAGUAGUGUCCAUGGAAAAGAGAGCCAGAGUCUUGCUUAAUCCAGGGUAGGGCAAGCCCUCUCCUGGUUACUCAACAACCAACCCCCCUCCCUCCCCUCUUUAUACCCCAACCCCCUCCCACUUUCGACCACCAACCCAAUCAGCCAACCAACCAACCCCCAACCCCCCCCCACCUCCGGCCCUCUCCCCCCGGACGAUGCUGAAUUAUGAGCGUGCCACAUCAUGAGUCUCCUGGGGCGGGUAGCUGUGCGUCGAGCCACCCUGCUCUGUGUUGUGUUCCUGAUGGCGCGAGCGUGGAGCAGCGCCUCUCUGGCUAUGGCGGGGGCGGCAGUGCCAGGGCCUCAGGGAUGCCCACCGCAGUGCUCGUGUAGUAGCCAGCUGAGCAAGGUGGUGUGCACUCGGCGCGGCCUCACUCGCGUGCCCCCGGGCAUCCCCACCAACACGCGCCACCUCAACCUGAUGGAGAACGCCAUUGGAGAGGUGCAGGCCGACACCUUCCGACACCUGCACCACCUUGAGGUUCUGCAGCUGGGCCGCAACGCUAUCCGGCAGAUCGAGGUUGGCGCCUUCAAUGGCCUCACCAGCCUAAACACGCUGGAGCUAUUUGACAACCGGCUAACUGGGGUGCCCAGUGGUGCCUUUGAGUACCUGUCCAAGCUAAGGGAAUUAUGGCUGAGGAAUAACCCCAUCGAGAGCAUCCCUUCGUAUGCCUUCAACCGAGUGCCCUCGCUCAUGCGUUUGGACUUGGGCGAGCUGCGCAAGCUGGAUUUCAUCUCCGAUGGCGCCUUCGAGGGCCUGCACAACCUCAAGUACCUCAACCUGGGCAUGUGCAACAUCCGGGGGGAGAUGCCCAAUCUGAGCCCACUGCUGGGCCUGGAGGAGCUGGAGAUCUCGGAGAACCUCUUCUCCGAAAUCAAGCCAGGCUCCUUCCGGGGCCUCCGCUCACUCAAGAAGCUGUGGGUGAUGAAUUCGCAGAUUGGGGUGAUCGAGCGCAACGCCUUUGAUGACCUGAGCUCACUGGUGGAGCUCAACCUAGCCCACAACAACCUGAGCGCCCUGCCACACGACCUGUUCUCCCCCCUCAGGUACCUGGUGGAGCUGCACCUCCACCACAACCCCUGGAACUGUGGCUGUGAAGCCCUGUGGCUGGCGCGCUGGCUGCGAGAGUACAUCCCUACCAAUUCUACCUGCUGCGGCCGAUGCCACGCGCCGGCCCACAUGCGGGGCCGCCAGCUGGUGGAGGUGGACCGGGGUGAGACCGGCGUGCUCCAGUGCUCUGCCCCUUUCAUAGGCGAUGCGCCAAGAGACUUGAACAUUUCGGCAGAGCGCGUAGCGGAGCUCCGUUGCCGGACUGCGCCAAUGUCCUCGGUCCGGUGGCUGCUGCCCAAUGGGACUGUCCUGACGCACGCCUCGGCCCACCAGCGGAUCGCCGUGCUCAAUGACGGCACACUCAACUUCUCCAACGUCCUGGCGGCUGACACAGGCACCUACACCUGCAUGGUGUCCAACGCGGCCGGCAACUCAAACGCCUCGGCCUACCUCAACGUGAGCGCGGCUGAACUCAACACGUCCAACCUCAGCUACUUCACCACGGUGACCGUGGAAGUGCCGGGACCCACCACGGAGAUGCCCAAGCCCAAGACCACAACGAGCGCCCCUAACACUGGUAGGGGGGCAGGAGGAGAAGCAGGAGGUGGUACGGGGGGCGCUGGCACCACCACCACCGCCUCGCCCUCCCUCUUUCAGCCCGUCUUCAUCUCUACUCCCACCGUUCUGCUCCAGAACACAGAGGGCCAGCCAGGCGCCCGACCGUCCGCCGUUCCUGCCUCCAAGUCCGCCACGGUCAAGCCACCCGACACAGUCCCCAGCCUGGACGAGAUGAUGAAAACCACCAAGAUCAUCAUCGGCUGCUUCGUAGCCGUCACGCUGCUGGCCGCCGUCAUGCUCAUCGCCUUCUACAAGCUGAGGAAGCGCCACCAGCAGCGUAGCACGGUGGCAGCCGCCCGUACGGUGGAAAUCAUCCAGGUGGACGAGGAGGACCUGCCGCCACCAGCUUCUGCUGCCAACGAGAUCCGAGACCACACUCUGCCCGAGAUACGAGACCACAACAGCAUCCAAAAACUGGAUUAUAUCAGCCACAAAACAGACUAUGGCUUCCCCAAACCCAAAGCAGACUACAAGGGGGACUACACAAUCCACAAGCCCAAACCAGACUACAUUAUACACAAGCCAAAGGCUGAGUACACCACCUAUAAUCCAACCGUGGACUACACUACCCACAAAUCUACUGUGGAAUAUAGCGCCCACAAAUCUACACCAGAUUUUAGCCUUCAUAGACCAAAGGCUGACUAUAGCCCAUUCAGACCUGAAUAUAGCACUCACAAGCAGCCUAAAGCGGACUAUAGCCCCUUCAAACCUGAUUACAGUACUCACCCGAGAACACCUAAAGCAGAUUAUAGCCCCUUCAAACCGGAUUAUAGCAGUAGCACUCACCCGAGAACACCUAAAGCAGAUUAUAGCCCCUUCAAAUCGGAUUAUGGCACUCAUCCAAAACCCAAACCGGACUAUAGCCCAUUCAAACCUGACUACAGCACUCACCCACGACCUAAACCAGACUACAGCCCUUACAAACCUGACUACAGCACUCAGUCCAAAUCCAAACCGGAGUACAUUACACACAAAUCCAAACCCGACAACAGUCAAUACAAACCCAAAUCAGAAUACACCCCCAAGGCCGUGCCGGACUACAUCGUCUUCAAAUCAGACUACAACAGCCCCCACAAACAGGAUUAUGGCAACCAGAAACCCAAAAUGGAUUCCAGUCCCCACAAAGCAGACCAUCACAAGGUGGACUAUCGCACCCUCAAGCCCAAAUACAACACGUACAAGCCAGCAGGACACGGGGCUAAAUGGACAGAGAACAACAUUGGGAACUCUCUCCCUCGAACCUUGCCCAGCGCCAUCACAAACCUUCCUGAGCCCUUUGUCAUAAAAACUCACACCAAGGAGAAGGUUCAGGAGACUCAGAUUUAAAGCCCCCCCACACAACCCCCCUCCCCGGCCACGUCCCAAUCCCCAUAGCCCCCCCUCUCUUCUCAUAACUACAUGCAAUAGAAUGCACAACGGGAAAAAAAGGACAGGAACUUUCUUUUUUGUACAGAGUGCAAAACUUAAAAAGACUGAUAAUUUCUUGUUGUAAAUGCUUAUAAAUAAAUCUAUAUAUGAAACUAUUGAAACUACCAUGGGCUGGUGAUAGAGAAGCAUAUUAUAUUAAAAAUAAAUACAUUGAAACUAUUUUCUAACUUGUAACUUCUAUUUAAAAAGACGAGUUGUUUAACAUACUAUCUUGACUUUGAGAAAUGAGGGUAGACUUGUUUUAAAAAAGAGGCAUUCUGUGUGAUUUUUUUUAAACCAAUGCUACAGAGAAUGCAGUGAAAAGAGAAAAAACAUUUAUACUGAGAAGACUUUCUUUAAGAAAAAAAACAUUCAAAAAGAGGUCAGUGUUUGAUCUUUACAGGUUUAUCUUGUAAAAGCACCAUGAAUUUGUACUGUGCCAAAUGUUACAAAUGCAAUAAAAAUGAUUUUUGGA